Hypomesus transpacificus is the source of this 3654-nucleotide messenger RNA. RefSeq lists its product as uncharacterized. The record is from RefSeq and is a predicted model, not a curated record. Lineage: Eukaryota; Metazoa; Chordata; Actinopteri; Osmeriformes; Osmeridae. The coding region runs from base 351 to 1175 and encodes 274 amino acids. The transcript is spliced from 3 exons.
AUGCAAACGGAGGGCAGCCCAGGCCCUGAAGCACAUACUAGGCUAAACAUCAGAUAUUUAACUAAACUAGGCAAACCCUGCCGGAGACAUGGGACUCAGGAGUCACGGGGGACGUUCCCUUAUCCACAACACACUGCCAACUGAGGGAAACGAACUACUCGACUCUACUUCAAGAUGAAACAAGAUGCCUCCUUCAGUUUUGCGAUGGUUUUAACUGUUUAAUGAGAUUUGUUUCGCGUCUGAUCUGCGAAAUAAAUGACAGCUGAAGUUAUCCUGGAAUUUCUGAUACCUACGGCGAACAGGUGCCACACCUUCGUUUAGCGCAACAGCGCCAAAACACAGCUGGCCAAAUGGGGUGCCAAUGUUGUCGGAUGAUAAAAAGCUACAUCUAUGAUCCCUCUGAUCCUGUGGAUGUACAGAAGUCGGACCCAGCGGGCAGCACGCUCUACCAGUCUCACCCGCUCCCCGGCAAUGUGACCCCGCGCAGCGCCCACAACCCUGCCAAGAAGGGCUUCCACAACCUGGGCUACAUCACCAGCAACGCCAAGCACAACGACGGCACCCUCAAACUGGAGGCCGACAACAACCACAUCAACAGGCUGCGCGCCGUGGAGCCCAGCCCCCAGAACGUGCAGGGGUGGCAGGGUAAGGCUCGGUCAGGCGAGGGGGGACCCUACAUCAUCCAGCCCCAGGGUCCUGGUGACAGAUGGGGGGUCCCACCGGGGGUCACCCCCAGCCAGGUACCAGUGUACCCCAACAUCCACUCCCUGGAGCGCCAGAGGGAAUCGUUGUACGAGAACUCGGACACGCUCGACGGGAGGGGGAGGGCGAGGCACGCCUCGGAGCACUCGCUGGCGGAGGGGGUGUGCGGAGGGGAGAGCUCCUCGGUGGACGAGGGGGUGGGGGGGACCCCGGACUACCUGUGCGACACGGGCGACGAGGAGGAGAGCGUGCUCUCCGGGGACGUGCACACCAGCACCACCAGCCUGUCGUCCGCCGACGCCAAAGACGAGCGGCGCCCCAGGGCGUCCACGCCGGAGAGGAGCUUGGCCGGGACGAAGAGCGAGGACGAGGGGGAGGGAGGGGAGGAGGACGCGCAGAGCGUGACUGACUCCAUGGUGGCGGAGGCGCUGGCGGCGUUGGAUUCGGCCACCGCCGGGGAGGACUAUGAUUGACACAUUCCAAAGAGUUCCGGAGCGUCCCGUGAAUUGAUGACAGAAACUUUGGUCACGGUGACGCGCUGUCACAGUCCACUAACAGACUUUUCGAACUUCCCAAAUAUGAUUUGAAGAACCAUGUGUGAGAGGCCUCCACCCAACUGAAAUGGAACAUAAUGUGUUCUCACCAAGAUUUUGAAUCCCAUUGAUCUUUAAUACACUAUAGGAAAGAAAGAACUAGUUUACAAAAAGAAUAGUUUUUUAACUGUAGUCACCAAUAUUUUUCUUAUAAGGUCACAUGACACAUCCUGUACCUGAUUGGCUGAGGGAAGACAUGAUCCAGUGCCACAGCGUGUGUGCAACAUCAGUGUAAACUCCCAGAAGUGAGGGAAGAUACUACUGGUUUGUACUUGUAAAAGUGAAAUGCAGAAUCCUAAUCCACAUGACUGAAUUAUUGUCUCCUGUACUCCACUUCCACUACAGAAGCUUCUAUCUACAAUAUCCGUUUCUAUAUUAUUGUCUGUGCUAGCUCGACUCAACUCAGUGGCUAUGGCUGCAGUGAGUGCCAGAGCUUUGAAUCUUCAGGGACGCUCGCUACAUGGUACAAACAAACUAAUGAGGUCAUGUUGAGCUUCUUUUUUGUUUAUUGUAUCAACACUCUCACCUUUGUUUGUAAUUUGAUCUGUGUUCUGGUGUUAUUUAUAUCUGAACUGGUUGACCAGGAUUGUGCUGGGUGAAGAGUUGUUAUCUGUACUGGCCCAGAACUUGCUGGCUUAGAGGAGUCAAGGAAACACUGGCCAUAUAAUAGGACAGAACGUUGAGGGAGGGGGGGGGGCAUGCAAAUGUUAGUGUUGUUGGUCAAACCAGUGACGUUAAUGUAGUUUGCUUCCUCGUUCAGGAAUAAUCCAGUUAUCCACGGUGAAGCUUGCUGGUCAUUCUGAGGAUAGACAAUGCAUGAAACAUGAGUACUAAGUCAUGGCUAAAUGAGUAUACGACCACUACUGAUACCGUAACAGGUAUAACUACAAACCUGAAUUACUGGAUCACUUGAGCCUGAACCAAGUGUAGAGCUACAUUUGUGUCGGCCUGUUUUAAUGAAGGACUUGAUAGAAGGAGUGCUUAUUACUGUGACAGGGCUGAGGCCUCAACUGACCACCUGAGUUCUGAGAGCCACUUUGCCUUGAGCAUGACAAACUUUUUGUUCAGAUGAAGAACACCUGAGUUCUUUUGAGACUUGCACAUCAUUUCCUACCUGGGCCAGACUAGCUUGAUCCCCAACCUAACCUGAGACUUUGUCAGAUUUGUGGUUCACAAGACUGUGACUUGGUCUUGAAACUGUACUGUGACUGUUCUUUUGAAGUCAUUGUUUGUUAUGCCAAAAUCAUUUCUAUUGACAUUUGUUUGUAACAUUCACAAAAGCAUUUAGACAUUUCAUUUGCGAUAAUAAUGUACUGCCAAGUAGCCUUAUGAUGAUUCUGAAUCAAUGCACAUACCCUUUCAGGGGCACACUGAAGAAAUAUAUCAGCCAAUUAGAUUUGCUUUCUAGUUUCUAGUACAAAAACUAUUGUCUUUUCCCACUCAGGCACCCAUCACUUUUAAUUUAUCUUUCACUCUGUUUUCCAUGUUCUCCAGGAUGUGCAUACAACCGCUAAAACAAAGCAUGUGACUUUAUAUUUGUUAUGUGUGUGUGUGUACUUUCCCACAAGUGCUCUCAGGUACUCCCAGAAUCUCAAGAGUGUUUGUUCUGGGAGCAGAUGCUGAAUCAUAGCUGUGACAGCACACUGACAAUCUUUACCACUAGAGGGUCCGUGGGGAAGACUGCUUCACAACCUCUUCUACACACACACAAACACACACAAAUACACACAUAAACUCUCUCUCUCUCACACACACACACACACCUACAUAAACUCACACACCAGGGCACAACUCAGACCAUAACACUUGCAAAUACUUCUCACACAUACACCCCCCAGGCAUCAUUCAGAACACACUACACACACACACACACACGCAAGAGCUGCAGACUGUCUAACUUUGUCUGGAAGCACAUGAUGUCCAUUGGGCUGUCUGUCCCAGUGUGUCCUCACUUGGGGAGCAUGGGCCCUGAUGAUGCUUCUUAAGAAGAGACUGAAACACCCCCCUGUCUUGUGACGUCCAUUAUCGCUCCGUCUCUCUGUCUCUCCUCCUCCUGCAUUUCUUCCUCUCCCCCGGUUGGUCGUCCAUCUUGGCUGCUAAUCUGCAUGCACCCUCCACUCGGUCGCUGUUUUCCCUUCGUUUGAAAGGAAGGGAUUUCUCGGCUCACCUCUGCACUAGUCAUGACAGGGUUGCGUGUCUUUCCUCAAGGGUCUCUGGCCUUUGUCAAGGUUUGACUCGUACAGUUGACACACACAAAGUUAUUUUUUCUUUAACCAAGAAUAUGCCUUUUUCUAUUGCUUUCAAAUGUUUUGUCGAUAUGUGAGAAUAAAUGGACGCUAUACUGUAGGCUGAAACUGUA